This is a messenger RNA of Malaya genurostris, 3408 nucleotides long. Its product is annotated as zinc finger protein 236-like. The record is from RefSeq and is a predicted model, not a curated record. The coding region runs from base 632 to 3103 and encodes 823 amino acids. The transcript has 4 exons. NCBI's taxonomy places the organism in Eukaryota, Metazoa, Arthropoda, Insecta, Diptera, Culicidae. Gene Ontology annotation, cellular component: nucleus.
CGGCGUACAUUGUUUGGUAUUAGAUCAGACACGAUUUUGAGUUCCUCACGAACAGUGGGGCUUCGGCUUAAUCGUCGGUUCCAUUUUUCGUUGAUAUUGUAAUACCACUGUUGCUACUCUGUAUCCUCUUUACUGGAGUAUUUAUUUCUAGGGCAUCGUUGCCUGUCGCCGCGUGUGUAUUAAUCAACAAAUCGUACCCUAGUUUACUAGUAAAGUCGAGUUUCAAGGAUUUUCCCGUGUGCUGAAUUGUGUUCGGAAUUGACCUCCAAAAAGUAGCAUACACCGGAGUUUGUGAAGGCCAGCUGAAAACGAGUUCAUCAGUUGAAAGGUAGUGAUAAAAAUGAGCUUCUAAGUGGUUAGUUGAGAAAAAGUUCAAAUAGUAUAUUGGGCUCAAGAGUUGGUGACCGAAUUUCGUGAUCGAUUGCUCAUGCGAGCGUGUGCGCGAUGCAGACAAGCAAAUUCAGUAGGUGGACCAAAAAGUAGAAUCUAGUUCUGAGCUUGGGGGAACCUUCAACAGUGCGUUGUAAUAUCACACCAUCUCAGUGGUAGCAACGACGGCUGAGCGCUGCUGCGCGACCCAAUCAGCAGAAAGAGGACAAGGCAGUGUUGUGAAACGACGGUCAAAAAAAAAAUGGAACCGACGACCGGUGGCAAGGGAAACGUCGAGCAGAUCAAGGUUGAGCCGGAUUUUUACUUUCCCAUUGGAGAGAACUACGGUCACGGGGAUGACGACUACGUCGAUGACAGCAUGGACGAUGACGAUUUCGAGGACGAGGAGGACCUGCAAAUCCAUCAGAUCGAUCUGGACAGUCCGGUGAAGCAAAAGUUAGUGGAAGAAACUUUCACGGUGAUAAGUGACAGUAGUAUUAAGGAGAAAAUGCAUGAAUGUAAAGUUUGUGGGAAAACGGUGUCCCAUGCGGGCCACCUUCAGCGGCACCACAGGAUUCAUAGUGGGGAAAGGCCCUUUGUUUGCGAGCUCUGCGAUAAAGCGUUUAUUGAGUCUUCCAGCUUGAAAGUUCAUCUUAGGACCCAUACCGGUGAGAGACCAUACCGAUGCGAGAUCUGUAACUUUUCAUCAGCCCAAUCCUGUAAUCUGCAAUCCCAUUACCGACGAACUCACGGUGUGGACCCAAAAAGUGACCCUCAGCUAUUUGAACAACUUCGGCAGCAAGCAUCGACAGCGGAUGGUGGCAGCCCUAGUAGUUCGGGCAUUUCCUGGCCCCAGCAAUCUGGUGGUGCACUUCCCAAGCUACUGCCGAAACCUUCCGGUGAUGGUAGUCAGCCCAUUGAUUGUUGCGUGUGCGAGGAACCGUUCUUUGAUAGGGAUCUUCUGCUGAUCCACGAGGAAACGCACGUCCCCGAGGCACCGUUUGAAUGUCGUUAUUGCGGCAAUGUUUAUUCUGUUUUGACGAUUUUUCGAUCCCAUAUAAACUUGCAUCGUAACACUCUUAGAAUGAGCGCUGGUGGAAAUCAAUCUGGUCGGCAGUCCCAAUCCGGAAUUCGUGUUCUACCGAAUGGACCAGUUGCAACCCGAAAACUAUCUUCAGAUAGCACAAACACUAACAACGUGCUAAAUGCCAACCAACCAUUUGUUCCGAGCAACGAUGCCCAAUAUCCUUACAAAUGUGUAGAGUGUAAAGAAAAUUUCCAGAAGCAUCAACUUUAUUUUCAUAUGAAAGUGCAUCUUAAACAGAAGAAUAUUUUCUCCAAAAAAAGUUUGAAGUGUGACAAAUGCGGAAAAGUGUUCGAGAAGGAAUUGACCCUGAAGAAACAUAUGGACAUGGCCCAUCCGACUGCAUCCAAUGCCUCUAGCGGAAAUCCUUUGUUGCUGGAAGCACUUCAAGCCGACGUUAAACCGUCGUCUCCAAGCUCACCCGUCAUCAUAGACGACGAUCUUCCACAAGAAGUUAAAGUGAAAGAUGAACCCGAAAGUGCCCUCGGUGACGAUGAAGUGAAUUCAACAGUGUCCGAUAAUCCCAUCUUGACGCAACUCCUGAACAAUGACAGUGAAGUUUCAACUAACCCACCGGGCAUAACAUCUCGUGAUGGUUCACCAGUGGAGGGUGGAUUUGUCAUCAGUGCCGUGGCCACGGUCGAUCAUAGUUUCCUCGAACAACUGGACGCCAUGGAACGUGGUCAACAGUUCACAAGCGAACAACAAGUACAACAAAUGCCUCCCUUGCGACGAAUGCCCGUGCUGGAGGAGAGUCUUCGCCGUCCACCGGUUACUCCUGUCAAUCAUAAUGCGGUAGCAUCCAGGCCACUGAAUUCAGGUCCAUACCGUUGCUCCUUCUGUGCGAAAUUAUUCAACGAACAUUUCGGACUCCGACAGCACAUACGCGCCAUGCAUUACUCCGAGAAACGCCACAAGUGUAAGGAAUGUGGUAAAAAGUUUACGUUGGGUAUCACCUUGGCGACCCACCUGAGAAUUCACACUGCCGUUCAACCGUUCACGUGUAUCGUAUGCUACAAAACGUUCACCAGGUCGUCCUCGCUCAAUGGCCAUCUAUCGUCCCACUCGUACGGUCGAGUCAAAUGUGCUGAGUGUGGCGAAUAUCAGAUCAAUGUGUUCAACUACAUGAAACACAUCGAAAAGUUCCAUCCGGAUUUUUUGAAAAAUGUUACAUCGUACAGACAGAAGGCGGAAGCGGUACUACAAAGACGUCGAGAUUUGAUCCUGGAAAUUACCCGGGGUUUAGCGAAACAUCGCUCGGAAAUGCCCAACGUAUUGGCUCGUCUGCGAGGUGAAGUGUCGAAAGUAGAUACAACUAGAAACGACAGUAAAGAAGUAAUAUCAAACGAAAAUUCGGAGGAAGUAAGCUCAAGCGAACAGGUUGUGGUUAAAAGGGAAAAGGCCGAAUCCAGUCAGUCAGAAGUUGUGAGUUCAGCGUCGGACGAAAAUGAUCUCCCAGCGCUGCGCGCCGAAUUGAGAAAACGUCCGCUCAGAAGCAACACGCGUUCGAAUGAUUUGGAAGAAUUAGUCUUGCCACCCGCCAGGAAAUCACUUCGUUCAAAUGCUAAUUCAUCACCGAAUUUGAAACGAUUGCUAGAACAAGAUAAUUCCUCUUCCAGCGAGGAUGUUUCCCACCAAGAGGUACUGUGACGUAGUGAACAAACAAAUAAAUAAUGCCGUUAACUGCUGCACAGUUAUUUAGAUACCGUCACAAAUGCCGUUAUUGAAUUUAGGCCCUUUUAUUCAACUCCAAUGUCUCAAUAAGGAUUAAAUCAUAGAUUUAAAAUUUCUUGACGGAAAAGAAAAAACAAUAAUUUUGAAUAGAUAUGUUUAGUGACCUCGGUUAUCUUAGAAAUAAGUUUAUUAAGCGAGAAUAAAUAUGAGCUGCAGCAUUGUAAUAUGUUAUCGUUAAUAAAUCAUAAAACCUAACUUAUUUUGGCCAUAAUUUCGUUCGG